Daphnia pulex (common water flea) is the source of this 4890-nucleotide messenger RNA. RefSeq lists its product as uncharacterized. The transcript has 10 exons. The record is from RefSeq and is a predicted model, not a curated record. Bases 165 to 4661 code for a protein of 1498 amino acids. Lineage: Eukaryota; Metazoa; Arthropoda; Branchiopoda; Diplostraca; Daphniidae.
CGAACGGAAAGUUGUGACGCGUAAAUCUCCGACUUGGCAACGGUUUUUUUAUAUUCAAAGUUUUAUCAACAUGGCGCAGUUUGAAGUGAACAACUGAAUUUUUCUCAAUAAUUAGUCCUUAAAAUUCAUUAGUUUAACGUGUUGAUUUGUAUUAUUAUUGUAAAAUGAACCCCUCCUACGAAAUAACAACAUGUUUGAAGUCUAGGCACUUUGAAAAAGCUGCCACUUUACUCAAGGCGCAUCAAACAGUUAUAGACGGCAGAACAACAUUCAAGCUUAUGAGAUACUUGGUUACUCAGUUGAAAAUUAAUUCAAGUAACAUAGAAGAUGAAGACAGUGUCAAGGAAUUCAUGCAAGAUUGUUGUGCUACUCUUGAUCAAUCUCAAGAUCUAACAGCUGACGAUUCAGAAUUUACUCAAGGAUUAGUAUCCCUAUAUCAUUUGGUCACACUUUCACUCACUUCUUCUUAUAAAAGUGAGAUCAGUUUGUUGUCAAAAACAAUUCUUGUUUGUUUACGCAAGACUGACAAAAGUCUGAAUGAUGUUCAGUCAAUUGCAGCAAAUGUUUAUCUUCAAAUAUGGAAAAUUGCCAACAAAGUGAAUAGUGAACUAUGCUUCUCAUACAGGAGUGUGGCUCUUUUAAUAUUGGUUCAUGGUGGAAGUACCCACUGGAAUCGAUUAAUUGAGAAACUCAUAACUGAUGUGCAGGAACCAUCUACCACUUCAUUCCAACUGGCUGAAUCUAUUUUUGAUGAGUUACUUUCAUACUGCAAUAACCUCAAACUAAAAGAAUCAUAUUGUGUUUCAUCAUUACUUCAAGUGUGGACUUUUUUGGUGCUCUCAUCAAAUUCAUCAAAUCAGCAUCAAGAUCGAACUUCCAAACUCAAGUUAUUUGCCAUGGAAAUUCAAGAACAUUGUCAAAUUUUCAGCAUAAUUGAUUUGGUGUUGAACUUGUUUGGAGACAGUGAUGACGCCAGCGACGAAGUUGAUUUUUCCCUUCCAAAAUGGAAUAAUUUCUUCACCAAAGAUUUUGAGAUUGUAUUCAUCCGAAUCACUAUGCUUUCUUUGAGCUCCUCAUCCUGUGUAGUUCGUAGCCAGUCGGCGGAGACGAAGUGGAAUCGAACAAAUCAAAUCAUCUCUACGCUCAACGUUUUACUAUAUUUCUGUCAAGAAAGUGAUCGACUAGGAGCGGUCGUCAAAGCCAACUUGCAAAUGGAACCGAUAAACUUGAGAAUCACGUGUUUAACACGAGCUUUCUCUGUUGCUUUACACUUGGUUAAGCUCGACUUUUCCAAGAUAUUUGUUUGCCAAAGAGUAAUUCAUGAAAUAGACAAGCUCUACAAACAAGGAAUUGUGGAGCAGAGCAAAAGUUCAAGCAACUGCUUUUCUAAUGCUGAAUAUUUCGCAAACAACUUGGCCGUAAUUUCAAAUCACAAUUCGGAUCACGUAAACGCUGUCAAAUACUAUCGCAAAGCGCUCGAGUAUCACAUUUUUAAUGUGUCAGAACUACAAGUUUCCAGCGGAGAGUUACCAACUUAUUUUUCCUCGCGAUUUAUGACACUCUACGAUAACCGCAAAGCUGCUCGUGAUUGGGAUGGCAUAAUAGAAGAUUUUGCCCUUUGUUUUUCAAAGUUUUAUGACUAUUGUGAAGCAAAAAUCAGAUUUCGUUGCAAGAGCAAAGUCAUUGAACAACACUUGCUUGUGGCAUGGAGUCGAUUUAAAUCAAAUCUAUAUAUAUAUCAAAAUCAAUGUUCUACGCCGUCCUGUGAACGUUUUCUGAAAAUGACUGUCUUAGAUGUUUUUAAGCAGAUAAAUGUGACAUUCGAUAACGACUCUGCUUGGAGACUACUUUUCGAAGAGUAUCGGAUGCUCGAUCAACGAAUAGGGCCAAUGCCCAAAGCUGCUUUCAGCGUCGUAGCACAACAAGCAUCAACAUUGGCAAAAUCCCCUUUCCAAAAAGGAGUUUCUAGUUUUUUUCUCUCUCGCAAAGGAGACGAUUUCGUUCAAAGGCAUAAAGCGGCCAAGAAAGCCAUAGCAAAAUUAUCAGGGCAGACUACGAUGGCCGAUUGCAAAUCUCAGGGACAAGUAUACAUCGCAUUGGCUUAUCUGGAACUGUUCGUUAGCCAACAAGAAAUUUUGAAGAAGAAGACGGAAGAAGAAAUGGAAUCACUUGGACCCCUGAUUCAAAGUAGUUCGAACGUAGAGGUUCAAUCAGGAGAAGAUGGCACAAACUUGCAAAGUGAUGGAACAUCAGUAGACGCAGUUUCCUAUUCUUAUCUGAAAUUGGAGCUGGAGCUAAAAAAUCAAGAAUGGAUGGUUAAAUGCCUUCAGCAGUGGGAAGAACUAGUACAGUUUGGUUGGUCGCCGGAUCAAUACAGCAACAUCAUUUUUACUUGCCUUAAAUCUCUGGGCUACUACUUUAGCCUUAUCGGCAACAGUUUCUUCAGUGCCCGUGCAUGGUCUCUUUCGCUUAAAUUGGCGGAAUCGGUAAAUUCAAAUGAGGAAUUGGUGCUUUCUGCAUCACAAUUGCUCAGACUGGGAUGGAAAGUUGAAAACUGUGUUCUAUUACGCUGCAAAGAAUUGGUAGAGAAAAAAGAGUUGGUUACUCAGGAUCAACUUUUCUUCCACUUGAGCUGGGCGUGGUUCCAAUAUUUACAACAUAAUUUUGCAGAAGCCUGGCAAAUUCUCGAUGAGCAAGUCUUGCAAUCUUCAUCGAUAAACACCGAAUCACCAACGAAAAGCAUACUGCUGUUAAUUUCACAAGCCAAUUUACUUCGAAGUCUGCUGGCCGUCUUGCCUGAAGAACUGAGCCACAUCCCACCAUCGGAUGACAUCGGGCCCGUCCAAGCCGGUGUAAAAGCUGGGCAAUCGGCUUACGCUACACUUAGAGGGUAUGUAGCCUAUGCUCAGCAGUAUGGUUGGGAUUAUUACGGACAAGAGUGGAAUAUUCUGGGGAAUUUUCUUGUUGCCGCCAUCAACAUUUCUCGUAUUUAUUUGUACAUUGCUGCCCCAAGAGAGGCCCGUUUCUUUCUAAAAGAAGCUCUAAAUGCAGCACAGAAACAUGUGUCAGUUCUCAGGACAGCUGAAGCGCUCUUGGUACUUUGUAACUUAGAUUUGAUGCUCGAUAACACCAUCGACUGUCAAUCCAAGUUGGUUCUUAUCUGCCACCUGAUGGGUGUAGCACCACCAGUUAUUCCGGAUUCAGAGAACAUUGCGCCUUCGGCUGGGAAGAAAUCUUUUGAAACUCCCGCGUCACCCGUACAACUCAAAACUGAUCGGCGGAAAGGAAUUGCUUCCCGAAAUGUUCCUGAGAUUCCAAUCCAAGUGCAGCAGGACGCAACACAACGCGCACUGCAGUUACCUUUAAACCAUCAAGGUGCGUCACCAAACACAAAGGCAAGAGAAGUAUCCGACGGCAUCUUCCCACAACAUAUCUCCGACUGCAUUUGCUUAAUUUGUUCCGGUGAACUGACAAUGUCAAUUCGCAUCGCUGCUCUGUCGGUCCAAUCGAAACUAUGGAGUUUGCUGGGCUUUCAAGACCUAGCCACCGAAGACUUCCUCAAGGGGCGUCAGCUAGUCCAGUCGAUAUGCUCUCGUCUGAGGAGUUCAACAAAACCUGUUGCCGCGAAAAAAUCGUCGAAGAGACUAUUCGAAGUACCUGACUGUUUGAAAAUCAAUGAAACAUGGGCGCAGUACAAAAUGCAUUGGUUUCAGCCGCCCGUCGUAACUGGCAUGGAACUAUUCUUGGAAAAUGCGAUGCACCGGCUAGUCACCGAAUCUACCAUCAUUCCACUUUCAGAGUUAUUGGAUCCAGUGAAAGCCGUCAUGUACGACUUCUAUUUGGGGCCGCUGGAACAUCGAGUUAUGAAAUUGACAUCGGCAAUCGCCACAAUCUCCCUUCAGCAGCCUACUUGUUUCACUACUCCAGAACAGAAAUGUAAGAUUAUGGUUGAAGAGGAGGACGACGAUAUCAUCAUUUUAGAGGGGGGUCUAGCUCCCAAGACUCCAGCCUUUGGUCUCAGAAAGCCGUUGGAAAUUCCGGCUCCGCGACGUGUGCGGCGAAAUCUGAUGGCCGUUAAAAUCGACGAUACGAUCACUAUCGAUGACGACGAGGAUAGCGAUGGAGGCUUCUCUCGUCGCCGAUUAGGCAAACCCCAAAAAGCUAUUCUGUAUUCGAGCGACAGCGAUAGUGACCUACUUCCGCCAACUCCUCCGACGGUUAAAGCGCCGAAGAAAACAAAAGCAGUUGUCAAGAAGAAGACACAAGAAAUGCCAUCUCCUACCGCGGAGUUUACCGUUCCGCCUGUUGUAAAGACGUAUUCUAAGCGUAAGAAUUUGAAGUCUUCUGAUUCGAAAAGCGAAGAUUUGGACAUCCGACCAGAAAAAGAAAAACGAUCUGCUGCCGAUAAAACUAAACCUCCCGGAAAAACCUCAUCCUCGAGUAAAGCCAAAGCGGAGGCUGACCUAGACCCACAGCAGCCGGCUGCUUCCGCCCCAGUGGAAAAGAAAUUUUUCAAGUCCAGAUUGGCUUCAUCAUCAUCUAAAAAAGAUUUGGAAGUGGCUGAUUUAAGCUCCAAGCUUGCGGCCACCAAGAUUAACCCCGAAAACACGGAAACGAAAGAAACCCGACCUAAACGGACGACGCGUUCUACGAGGAAAUGAAAUUGGGCCUUUCCCUUUUUCUCUCAUUUGCGUGUCACGUCUAAUACCACUUUUUUUUUAGAGUCGGUCAACCCGCUAGAAAUGGCGAAACUCGGAAACUUUCGUCUUCCGUCCAAGUUGAAUGAAGGCAUUGUUGAACGCAUAAUGUACAUUUGUUUUGUUACAUGUACUACUAGAGCAGAGACCCAUACGUUUUCUGCGAGCAUACAGUUUGUCUUUCUCCACUUCA